Messenger RNA from Penicillium roqueforti, 366 nucleotides. RefSeq lists its product as uncharacterized. The coding region runs from base 1 to 366 and encodes 121 amino acids. The transcript has 2 exons. Lineage: Eukaryota; Fungi; Ascomycota; Eurotiomycetes; Eurotiales; Aspergillaceae. The record is from RefSeq and is a predicted model, not a curated record.
AUGUCUUACAACAAACCCACAAGCCCGCCACCUUCCUACCCUGCCCAGGUCCACGACUCAGGCCCCUACUACCAACAACCGCAUCAAAGCCCCGGCGCUGCGAACGACUACUACGGCGGCGGCCAGCAACCACAGCAGGGCUACUACCCACCCCAGCAAGGCUAUGCCCAGCCACAGCAAAACCCGCAGGGCUAUUACGCCCAAGGCCAGCAGCCGAUGUAUUACCCGCCGCAGCAGUACCCUCAACAGCCGCCACAGGGUUACUAUGCCAAUGACCGCGGGAACUCCGGCGGUGGUGCAGGUGGCAUUUGCGCGGGUAUCAUGGCUGCAAUGGCUUGCUGCUGCUGCUUGGAUAUGUUGUUCUAG